GGCGCGUCCGUGACGCUUAUUGAGCGCGUCGGUUUCUGCGGUGGCUCCUGGGAAGGUUAUUGGCGGCCGAUCAGGUUUGAGGGUCGUAGGUGUCAGUUGACAGUAGAAAGUGUGUUAGCGCAGUGAGCCCUUAGCAUUUGCUGAUCGGCCGCCCAUGCAAAAGAUGUUGUCUCUCCUGUCCCGUGUGCUGAAGGGCCCAGCCCAGAAGCCUGUCACUGGGGCUGCUAAUGAGGCUGUUCGUGUAAUGGUGGCGUCACGUAACUAUGCAGACUUUGCAUCAGAAGCUACGUUUGACAUUAAGAAAUGUGACGUUCACCGCUUGGAAGAGGGACCCCCAACCCAGGCUGUUCUAACUCGGGAACAGGGGCUCCAGUAUUACAGGACUAUGCAGACAAUCCGUCGCAUGGAGCUGAAAUCAGAUCAACUGUACAAGCAAAAGAUCAUCAGAGGAUUCUGCCACCUUUAUGAUGGGCAGGAAGCCUGCUGCGUAGGUCUCGAGGCUGCUAUCAAUCCCACUGAUCACUUGAUUACUGCAUAUCGAGCACAUGGUUAUAGCUACACACGGGGAGUGUCUGUGAAGGAAAUCCUAGCUGAGCUGACAGGAAGAAGAGGUGGCUGUGCCAAAGGUAAAGGAGGCUCUAUGCAUAUGUAUGCUAAGAACUUCUAUGGAGGAAAUGGAAUUGUGGGAGCUCAGGUUCCCCUUGGAGCAGGCAUUGCUCUGGCCUGCAAAUUUUUUGGAAAAGAUGAGAUCUGUGUGGCGUUAUAUGGUGAUGGUGCUGCUAACCAGGGACAGAUAUUUGAAACCUAUAAUAUGGCUGCUUUAUGGAAGCUGCCCUGUAUCUUUAUUUGUGAGAAUAACAGAUAUGGCAUGGGGACCUCUGUGGAGAGAGCAGCAGCCAGCACAGACUAUUACAAACGAGGAGACUACAUCCCAGGCCUUAGAGUUGAUGGCAUGGAUGUUCUAUGUGUUAGAGAAGCCACACAGUUUGCAGCCGAUCACUGCAGAUCUGGAAAGGGCCCAAUUUUAAUGGAGCUCCAGACCUAUCGUUAUCAUGGACACAGUAUGAGUGACCCUGGUGUAAGUUACCGUACCAGAGAAGAAAUUCAGGAAGUGAGAAGUAAAAGUGAUCCUAUCACCCUUCUUAAGGACAGAAUGUUAAACAACAACUUGUCUAGUGUGGAGGAAUUAAAGGAAAUUGAUGUGGAAGUACGGAAAGAGAUUGAAGAAGCGGCUCAGUUUGCUACAACUGACCCAGAACCUCCACUAGAAGAAAUUGCCAAUCACAUUUAUAACAAUGAGCCCACCUUUGAUGUCAGAGGAGCAAAUCUCUGGAUCAAAUAUAAAUCAGCUAGCUAAACCUCUUCAGUCCCUCCUCUUGUCAAUGUCGCCUGUUACGUUAAGGCCAUUUUAAUGGGUUCUGGCUCAUGUUUGCUCCUCACUGCUGGGAUGAGGACUCGCAGCAAUUCUUGAUGUUGCACCAGUAAUGUCAUCCAUUUGGACAUUUUUUUUUUUUUUUUAAAAUAAGGACUUGGAAUGUGUUUGGGAAAGGGAGGAAUGCCUUUGUGUUUUCAGACAGAAAGUAAAUCUGAAUCCAUUUCAUUUCACUAGCGCUCCACAAGAACUUGAGCUAUGCUUUUCUUCCAUGGUUUUCCCUCUUAGAUUCUGGCUGAGAAAUGUUCUCUUAAAAUGUAUGUUAACUUUUUCAAGUCUUUCAAGUCAAGUUAACUUUCAACUCAAGUUCUGCUUUUUUUCAAAUGAAAUGUUAUAUAUUUAUAGGAUCCUUAUUUUAAAGUCUAUUAAUUAUGAAUUGCCAUUUAUAUAUUUGCUGAAUCAUUAUUCAGUCUGUUUCAUUAAAACUGGCCUCAACACAAUGA
Xenopus tropicalis (tropical clawed frog) is the source of this 1875-nucleotide messenger RNA. RefSeq names its product pyruvate dehydrogenase E1 alpha 1 subunit (gene pdha1). Bases 155 to 1357 code for a protein of 400 amino acids. Gene Ontology annotation, biological process: pyruvate decarboxylation to acetyl-CoA. The transcript is spliced from 12 exons. Gene Ontology annotation, cellular component: mitochondrion; mitochondrial matrix. The record is from RefSeq and is a predicted model, not a curated record. NCBI's taxonomy places the organism in Eukaryota, Metazoa, Chordata, Amphibia, Anura, Pipidae. Gene Ontology annotation, molecular function: pyruvate dehydrogenase (acetyl-transferring) activity; oxidoreductase activity, acting on the aldehyde or oxo group of donors, disulfide as acceptor.